AUGGUGGGUCAGGACAGGGAAAUGUCAUUCUUCCUCCCUGAGCAUGCGCAGGCUCUGGGCUGCGCAGGCGCUUUCCUACCUCCCUCCCCGACCUUGGCGGAAUUGCGCCUGCGCUGUGAUAGGCUUUUGCUACUGCUCCUGGUGGCGGCGUCGGCGUUGGUCCGGAGCGAUGCCUCGGCCAACCUGGGCAGCGUGCCUAGCAAGAGAUUAAAGAUGCAGUACGCCACGGGGCCGCUGCUCAAGUUCCAGAUUUGUGUUUCCUGAGGGUAUAGGCGGGUGUUUGAAGAGUACAUGCGGGUUAUCAGCCAGCGGUACCCAGACAUCCGCAUUGAAGGAGAGAAUUACCUCCCUCAACCAAUAUAUAGACACAUAGCAUCUUUCCUGUCAGUCUUCAAACUAGUAUUAAUAGGCCUAAUAAUUGUUGGCAAGGAUCCUUUUGCUUUCUUUGGCAUGCAAGCUCCUAGCAUCUGGCAGUGGGGCCAAGAAAAUAAGGUCUAUGCAUGUAUGAUGGUUUUCUUCUUAAGCAACAUGAUUGAGAACCAGUGUAUGUCAACAGGUGCAUUUGAGAUAACUUUGAAUGAUGUACCUGUGUGGUCUAAGCUGGAAUCUGGUCACCUUCCAUCCAUGCAACAGCUUGUUCAAAUUCUUGACAAUGAAAUGAAGCUCAACGUGCAUAUGGAUUCAAUUCCACAUCAUCGCUCAUAGCCCCACCCAUCAGCACUGAAAACUCUUUUACAUUAAGGGAUUUUUGCAAGAGCAGCGUGACUGACAUUAUGAAGGCCUGUACUGAAGACAGCAAACUGUUAGUACAGACCAGAUACUUUCUAGCAGGCUCGUUGUACCUCUUGGAAAACCUCAAUGCAAGACAGUUUUUCAGUGCUGGCACAUUUGGAAUUCUGCACAUUCGUGGAGUGCAAUAAUACUGUAUAGUUUUUUUUUCUCCCCCAAAUCCACUGAGUUAAUAGUUCUUUAAAAAUGUAAACAUUAUUUCUUGUACCUUUUUUCCUUAGUCAUAUUUGAAAAUGUAGCAAAAUGAGUUAGAAUUUGUUUUUUCCCCAAAGAUGUCUGUUAAAUUUGUUGUGAUUUUAUAUGAAUUUUCCUUUUUUAUAGUUUAUUAAUGAUCUUUUUGGGAAUAUAGUUAAGUUCUCAAAUACUUUAUAAGAGUUUAUCAGACAUCUCUCAUUUGGCCAUGUCCAGUUUAUAUAGGUUUCAAAAUACUGCAGAUUGUGAACAGUGUGCUAUACAAAAUUACGGGGGGGCAGAAAUCCUAUAUGCAGAGUACUCUACCAAUUUGUGUGUAUGUGUGUGCAGGUGUGUGUGACUACCAGAGAACUACUAAAAGACCAACUACUUUUUAAAUCCUGUUAUAGUUCAAGUGUCUUGCCUUGACCAAUCUAAUGAGUUAAUUAACUGGGCCUUUAUACUUAACUCAAUAAAAAUCUAAGUGAAUAUAAAUUAAAUAAAAACUUUGAAUUUAUUGCCCAGCGUACCUGUUAACAUUAUAUUUAACAAUCAUCUGCCUAAAUUUUUUUGACUUACAGAUAAUUUCAUAAGGAACACGCUUUAGAUUCACACACAAUAAUAGGUAAUUUACCAUUGAUGCUCAUCUCACUAAAGAAAAUGUAGUUGAACCUCUUUACAACAGUAAUGUUAGAUGAAUGGAGAUCACUUGUCUAAUUUAACUCAACUAGUGUAUCAGAAUAUUAUUGUAUUUGAGUAACAGAAUUGGAAAAAAAGUUACUCAGUGAAUUUAAUAUCUUUUCAGAAUUCUAAAAAAACUGUGAGAGUAAUUUAGCAGAAAUAGGACCAUAAAGUAGAAAAAUAGUCAUAUAACAACAGUUAUCACAUACUGUGGCCUCCAUAUAGGAAUAGAAGUGGUAGGUCCAAAUUUGUUAGUGGAAGUAAAGGGAUUUGUGAAGAGUUAUUAUGAGAUAAUUCAACAUUGGGUCCACCAAACACUUAGCACAACCAUAUACUUUGUCAUUGAGUAUUUGUUAAAUGCAUGGAAUAUACUGUAAUCUCUGGCUGACAAGAAGUUAAGUCUGCAGAAAAUUGAUUAAAAUGACUUAUCUUUUUAAUUAGGACUGAAGAGCUGUUAACCUAAGUUCAUAUAGUGGCAAGAGUGAAUACAAACAAUUUAAGCUGGGAAGUUACUUACAGGUUAUUAUUAUUCAGGUGUAAUAACAUUUUGUUACCUUUGACUAGGGCUAAAACUUCGUUAACUUGAUUUGUACCAGCUCAAACUUGUUAACUUCUGUAAGUUGAACAUACUGCUGAGUAUGUCUACGGUCUUCUUCAGCGGAUGGACAUUCCACUAGUGACAGUUAACCUUUUAGUAUUUAGACCUUUUGUCCUCAAGCCUUGGCUGUUCCCGUGUACCUGUCAGGUCAACCAUGAAGAACCUAAAAUUUGACUUUAACUUUUUCCAUGUUUGCCUUGGGUGAAUAAAUUGUCUUUUGGAGAAUAGCUUUAGGUAACUUAGUCUCUGAUUAAACUCAGCUGUUUUAUUGAUAGCUGUCUCAAUAUUGUUGUUUUAUCUUUAGCCAUAUUUAAAUCUAGGAUUUACUGGAGUUCAGUGGAAAAAAUAACAGUUUAGUGGGAAGCAUAAAUAUAAAAAGAAAGAUUUAAGGGAAAAGUGAAAGCUUAAAUGAAGCUAUUUAGAAUAUAUAGUUUUAUUCCUAACAUUUCAGAAUUUAUUAGUUGCUUACAAAUUUGUAUGUCUAUGUAGUUUAUAAAUGUCUAUGUACUAUAUUAAUUAGAAGACCAUAGACUAUGACAGCAGGUUGGCUAGUAUUAUUGAGGUUUUUACCACAGUUGCUAUUGUGGAAGAAUUAUUUGUUAGAUUAAUCAAAAAAAUGUUGGCAA
Molecule: messenger RNA, 2865 nt
Organism: Phyllostomus discolor (pale spear-nosed bat)
Lineage: Eukaryota; Metazoa; Chordata; Mammalia; Chiroptera; Phyllostomidae
Gene: SELENOT
Product: selenoprotein T
Exons: 7
Biological process (GO): cell redox homeostasis
Cellular component (GO): endoplasmic reticulum membrane
Molecular function (GO): thioredoxin-disulfide reductase (NADPH) activity
Source: RefSeq, a predicted model, not a curated record